AUGCCUCUGGCCCAGUACUUUAAUGAAUCCCUUCGGCCAUGUUCUGGUCGCCGCUACUGGUCGUCUGUGUCCCGGGAGCCUCUGGCGCUGUGUGACCUGAAAGCAGAAGUAUCCCCAAGGAUCUCGGCCGAGGACUUAAUCGACCUCUGUGAGCUGUCAAUGGCCGGGCCCAGCAAAAGGACCAAAGCCGGCAAGCCCAAAAUCAUUGCGGUUGACAUCCGUAGUGUCGAGGACUUCGGCAGAGGCCAUAUAUCUGGCAGCAUCAACAUCCCCUUCAGCACUGCAUUCAGCCCCGACGGUGAGCUGGUGCAGUGCCCUUCAACAGGUAUCCUCCAGAACUACAGAGGACGUGUCAUCGUGAUCAUUAGCCACGCCAUUAAAAUCGGUGUUAUGUUUGCAGUACACCUGGUCACGGUCAAUUUCCAGCGAGUUUGUAUCCUUGAUGGAGGGAUAAACAAGCUGAAGCCCACUGGACUCCUCACUGUCCCCUCCCCUCAGAUUUGAUCCUGUAUCUCAGCUUCACUCUAACAAAAGGGGCGAGUGUAGAUUGAAUUGUGAGCUGAUGAAGCAAAGAAACAAAUGUCGACAUUCUGUGUAUACACAUUCAAAUUAAACUGUGGAGUGAAAGGAAAAAACUCCAUUGUAAUCCACUUCUCAACACAAUUAUAUUUCAUCACCAAAUGGUCUUUCAGGCCAUGUUUAACAUUUAAAAAAAUAAGAAAGAAUGAUUGAAUCACAUUGUUUUUUCUGAAACAACUGUUAUGUGUUGUAGUUGCUUUGCACUGAUAAAUUGAGCUGCCUGUGAAUUUCUUGAAGUAAGUCAACCUGUCUGUUCUGAGCCAGUUGAUCCAGGGAACUGUGUUGUAUACUAAGGGGUCAUAAUAUGAGGUACACUUGUGCAAACCAAUAGCGCUCUAUUUUUGUGUCUAUAAUGUUUAUUUUUUGACACUGCAAGAAUCAUGUUAUAUGUUCGCGUUCAUUACGUCAUAGUUAUUGGUGGUGUUGUACCUGACUGCAUUAUAUUCAGAGGUGAAAAUAGGGAGGGCACAGGUUAGACACCUCACACUAGAGUCCACCAUUCAUUUCGGACAAUUUCAACAAACUGAACAUUAGAAGCUUUGCAGAAGUACAAUAUAUGGCAGAGCUGUUGCGUUCAAUUGCAUUAGAUUGUACAGUUGUACACAAUUAAGUGACCAUUGAGUGCAUGUUUGUGUUAGAAACAAUAUAAAUAGGUCAAUGAUUUGAGCAUUUUGUGAAUAAAUAACUUUGCCUUUACCUUGUUUACAUUGUCACUGAAUUGUCUACUAUUGUUCUGUAUUUGUUAUGCCAGAGUAAUUGGUUUCUAUCAUGUUACAGUUAUUUUUAAUAAAACUAUUUGAUGAAUAAAUGGAUAAACAGUG
Pseudoliparis swirei is the source of this 1400-nucleotide messenger RNA. RefSeq names its product TBC domain-containing protein kinase-like protein. Bases 1 to 504 code for a protein of 167 amino acids. Lineage: Eukaryota; Metazoa; Chordata; Actinopteri; Perciformes; Liparidae. The record is from RefSeq and is a predicted model, not a curated record. The transcript has 4 exons.